AUGAUCAAUACAACCAUACUUCCUUAUGAGGCUAUAUGGUUACCAGACACGUACAUUUAUAACAGUGUGGUUAUGAAUCGUGAGGAGACCGAGCGAUACAUAAAUGUAGUAGUAACGACGAAUUUUUGGAAAGGAGAACGAGGAGCAGAGAUCAAAUUUAUGUACCCUGCUCUUUACCGUACCAGCUGCAUGCUUGAUAUAAGAUAUUUCCCCUAUGACCAGCAAGAAUGCAAGUUGACGAUUUCCUCUUGGACGUCGUCCAAGAGUGACAUCGACUAUACGGCAGAAUACGAUGGUGUGAAUCUGGAUAACUUCAUUCUCAAUGAGGAGUGGGUGGUAGUCAGCUUCAAUAUCAGAAGGAUUGAGGAGAAGUUCGUUUGCUGCCCGGAACCUUGGGUUUUACUCGAGGCUAUACUUGUUGUUCGUCGAAAACCUUUGUAUUAUAUAGUGAAUUUGAUCAUCCCUACAUCGGUUAUUACUAUGGUUGCAGUCACAGGGUUCUUCACAGCGGCAUCUACUAGCUCAGAGCGAUCGUCAGAGGAAGCUGCUCUAAUGCGAAGUGAAACCGCUAGAAGUAAUUGGAAAAGACUUGCGAAGAAAGCUAGCGAAAAACGAAAGAAGGAGGAUAUGAACGGCAACGGAGAUGCUCGUCCCUCUCCGCAGCAGCAAAACUCGUUCCAAAAGGAAGUUGAGCCACCGCCACUAAUGCAUUGUAUAUCUGCUCUCAGCGCCACAGAUAACAAUUUACUUGAUAGUAAACUCAAAAGAAGGUACGCCUUGGAGUGGGAAUAUCUCGCAACUGUGCUUGACAGAUUGCUGCUGAUAGUUUUUGCAUUAGUAGUUUUCUUAGUUACAUUUCUGAUGAUUAUGGUUGGUGAAGCGAUGCAUCUCUCAUAUCAGCUUACCUCUGAACCUUCUCUUUCUAUCACACCCUAA
Messenger RNA from Cylicocyclus nassatus, 936 nucleotides. The record is from the annotation of a GenBank genome assembly. NCBI's taxonomy places the organism in Eukaryota, Metazoa, Nematoda, Chromadorea, Rhabditida, Strongylidae.